CAGGAAAGAUACAAGGAAGUGAGAGCUGACAAGAUGUACAGUGGGAAGAAAAAUACACCAGCUUCUACAUCAGAGCUUGGUUUAACUAUGAGACUAAGCUACAAUUUAUUACCUGAUGUACAUGAUGAUGCAGUCAAUGAUGAGCUCGUUGAAGCUCUUUGUCAGUGUUUACAAGAAGUCAGCAGGCAAAGACUACGCUCUAUCCUCAUCUUGUUCCGUCGUCAAGCCAAUCAGGAAAAUUGUCUGGCCCUCAAAGAUCUUGUCAGUAUACUUAAUGAGAACAAGGUCAAGUUAAGAAGUCGUACUACAAAACUUCUUCAAAUAAAGUUUAAUAAGAAGCAUGGGUUGGAUUAUGAGGCGUUAUGGAAACUUAUGGUAGAAGCACAGUCUAAAACAGGUCGAGACAGCGUACUUGCAAUGCAUGGUAACCGAGAUGGUCAAGGCACAUCAGGUAGUCAUCUUAAUAGUGUAAUUAGUGAUGCUCAAGACAAGGAACUACUAACUAAGCUUCAUAAGGUCUUACAGACCAGUGAUGGCUUUGAUCUACAGGAGAUGAGAGCUAAAUGUAAAACCAUUGAUGUUACACAACAUGGUCUCAUUCCAAAGAAAAAGCUUCGUUUAAUCUGCAGUGAAUAUCAUCUUCCUGUAGUUGGUCCACUGUUAUCUACUCUCAUGACCAGAUGUGAUGAUGAAAAGAAUGGAAACAUAAGCUGGCCAGAGUUCUUAUCAAUGUUAGAGAAAGCAGUUCAUUUUACCAACAAUGCCCCGACUGGAAGACCUAAAUCAGUGGCAUCAUCACAGAAAUUCACAUCUCUCUCAGCAAGUGCAAAUGAUAAUUCUAAUAGUAUGGUCAAUAAUAAGGCGAACAUGGGCAAAUCAGAACCUGUUAAGAAAGAACGAGCUCCCUUGAAGAAGCAGAAGAGUGUAACCUUUGAUUCCAAACCAGCUAUUCCUUCUGUAGACAGUGGGGUAUCUCUUACAGUGGGCCAGAGUGUUGAGAUGAUGGGGGAUGAUGAUAUGGAGAAUGAAUUCUUGCGUUCUGAACAAAGACGGAUCAGUGGUCCAUCAAAUGAUUCUAUGCCUUCAGAUCUUCAUCAAGAAACAUCUCUGAAUAUUUCAGAGGAUACCAAGAUCAAGGCUACACAGGAAAAGAAAACUAAGGUUGAUCUUUCUACUACUCUCCCAUCACCUCCUACACAUUUACCUGGUGUCACUAAGAAGCAGAGCAGACCAUCUACGAGUAGAGUGCAAUCAGCUAAACCUAAACCAACCAAUAAUAGACCAGCUAGUAGGUCAGCUGCACGGAGUGCUAAGAAGGUCAAAGUAGCAGAAGGAGUGGGAAAAGCUUCUCCAAGAGGAGCAUCUGUGUCUAGCGCAAAGAGCAAGGAGAAGAAAGCACUAGCUGAGAAGGUUUCUAGUCCAGAAACAUUUAAAGAAAAUAAGUCUCAAGAAGAAGAAGCAAAAGAUGAGGCAAUUUCUUUGAAUCAGUCCAACAAUUCCGCUUCUUCUGCUGUUUCUACUACGACAACAGCUGGCAAAGGGGGCAUCACUGUUGAUUCUGAAAUUAUGACUUGUGAGAAGCAAGCUGAGAUCCCAGAGAAUACUGAGGAUGAUGGUGUGACUAAGGAAGAACCAGCACAGACCAUAGAAGAUACAUCAUCUAGUUCUACCCUUCAAAAGAGUGCUUCAAGCCCCAGUAUAGCAUCCACACAAAUCAGUAAUGUCUCACAUGAUUCACAAGAUUCACAUACUUCAUCACAAGAUCAAAGUGUUGAGUCUGGAAUAGCAAGCCAGGUUUCUCAAGAUUUGAGUUCACUUCAGUCCAUACCAGCCUCUGACCAGCCUCUUAUUUCAUCCAAAAAGCCAGCUUCAGAUUCUCGCUCUGUCCGCUCCUUUGCUAGCAGCAUGGGGGAGGAUAAGAAGAAGAGUGUGGGAUCAUCUCUCAUGCAGUCUUUCAAAAGUCUUAUUAAGAGAGGCAAGAAAGGAGGAGAAGAAGAUGGAGAUGAAGAGAUGGAUGGAGGGGAAGAAGAAGAGCUACUGAUGUUAGAAGGAGAGGAUGAUUAUGAUGAUGAGAAGUUUGAUGAAUUGGACAGUGAAAUAGAAGAUGUGGGAGUACAAAGUAAGACUGAAGUGGAGAAAGAGCCUGAGGAAGAAACAGAAAAAGAGGAGGCAGUUACUGAUGACCCUAAGCCUGAGGUCAAUAAAUUAGAAGUCAUAGUUCAAGGAAAGCAGAUCUCAUAUUAUAUACCAGACAAAUAUUCAGAGAUGCCGAGUCUUCCUGAUCCACCAAAUGCUGAGUUACAACUUGACUGGGUGUAUGGCUAUCGUGGGAAUGACUGUAGAGGCAAUCUUUUUGAAGUAUCUGAUGGUGGAGAGAUUCUAUACUUCAUGUCUAAUAUUGCUAUUAUUUAUAACCCAACACUUAAUACCCAAAGGCAUUAUACAAAGCAUACAGCUGAGAUUCGAAGCAUGAAUGUUCAUUCAGAUAACAUCACCGUGGCAACUGGGCAAGCAAAGGGACCAGCAGGGUCAGAGGUUAAGCCUAUGGUUCAUUUAUGGAAGGUGAAUACUCUGGAAACUCUGUUGGUUUUUGAAGAUGACUUUGAGAAUGCCAUCAUAUGCUUGGCCUUUUCACAUCUCCAGGACUACCUUUUGGCAGUUGAUCAGAGCAAUAUAAACACCUUAUCAGUUUGGAAUUUCAAGACAGGUGAUAAGAUGACAUCAACUACGUUGAACACAACAGUGGUAUGUCAGGCAAGCUUUCACCCCAAGGAUUCUGGUAAGAUAAUUAGCAUUGGUAGAGAGCAUCUAGUUUUCUGGGAGCUAAAAUCUGACGGGGAGGAUGAAGCUGAGACACAUGUAGAACAGACUAUGGCAGCUAAUUUUGAGAACAACAUGAAGGCUAAGUAUGUUAUCAGUAUGUCAUUCCGUGGUAAUGGUGAUCUAAUAACUGGUGAUUCUAAUGGGACUAUCUAUGUGUGGCCAUCUGGUGGUAAUACUAUCUCGCACACCAUCAAUCAUGCUCAUGAGGGUCCAGUGUUCACCUUACAGAUGAUAGGUAAGACUUUGGUUUCAGGUGGUCGAGAUGGAUUCAUUAAAUGUUGGUCACUAGCAGGCAAAGGUGCGGACUCUAAUGGUAAACUACAGAUACCUAAGCAAGAAGGUGGUAUUCGUACAGUACUUCAUACUGGAAAUAAAGUUUACAUCGGUACAACCAUCAACUCACUCUUAUCUAUUGAUUUGAAGGAUAGUACAUUCAUUGUGACUGGAGAGGAAACUACUAAUUGUGUGACACAAGCUCACUAUGAAGAGGUUCACUGUAUGUCUGUUCUAUCUGAUGACCAGUUUUUGACCGGAAGCUAUGAUGGUACAGUGUCUCUCUACAACUUCACUGACCAUCGUCCACUCUGGAGAUACAUGGUCAAAGGGACUAAUAUCCAUUGUAUGGAUGUCCAUCUUGAUACAGGUCUGGUUGCCUUGGGAACUAAGGAUGCAAAUGUCGUCAUUUUGAUGCUUGGUCAAACAACAGAAGAUGCUGAGGUGAAUCGUUUUAAGCUAGGUAAAGGAGCAGCAUGUUGCCUCAAAAUAUCACCAGAUGGUAAAAUGAUUGCUGUUGGUUGCCAAGACAAUCAAAUCCUUAUACUCCAAGCUCACAACAAAGGCAGCACUCUGGAAAUGAUUGGCAAAUUCACAGGUCACAGUGGACCAAUCACAGGGCUAGACUGGUCAAAAGACAAGACUGGAGAGGUGGAGCCUAGCUAUCUGGUUCAAAGUAGUUCAGACCAGAUAGAAUAUCUGAUAUGGAAUAGUAAGACGUAUGAAACUGUUGAGAACCUGGAUGAAGUCCAUAGUGUUGACUGGUCAUCACAGCAAUGUCUCAUGGGGUAUCCAGUAGCAGGUAUUUUUGGAAAAGAAGAAGGACUUGAACAAGCCUCAGUAGAUGUCUGUCAUGAUGAUUGUCCAUUGGUUGUUGCAGGGGGCUAUGAUGGUUAUAUUCGUCUUUACAUGUAUCCUUCUACUCAUUCUGAGGCUCAGUUCAAGCAGUUUGCUGCCCACCCUCAUUGUGCAGUGUGUGUAAGGUUCACAAGGUCUUCUCAACAAUAUCUCUUAUCAGCUGGAUCCAAAGACUAUACUGUCUGCCAAUGGAAAAUUUCAUUUACCAAGCAGUGACUCUUCAAUUUGCUCACCAAUUUAUUCCAGUCUUCUCUGCUCAGAAUCAGAAGAUGAUGUUCCAGGGGGCUAAGAGCUUUGGCAAUUCUCUUUUUCAGUUGCUUACAUUAGGAAAAUAUGUAUGAAUUACAGGACGUAUGUUGUUUUUAUCACAUUGUGAGUCAUUGGGUGAGUAAUAACGUAUGUAGACCUGACAUCACAUUGUGAGUCAUUGGGUGAGUAAUAACGUAUGUAGACCUGACAUCACAUUGUGAGUCAUUGGGUGAGUAAUAACAUAUGUAGACAUGACAUCACAUUGUGAGUCAUUGGGUGAGUAAUAACGUAUGUAGACCUGACAUCACAUUGUGAGUCAUUGGGUGAGUAAUAACGUAUGUAGACCUGACAUCACAUUGUGAGUCAUUGGGUGAGUAAUAACGUAUGUAGACAUGACAUCACAUUGUGAGUCAUUGGGUGAGUAAUAACGUAUGUAGACAUGACAUCACAUUGUGAGUCAUUGGGUGAGUAAUAACGUAUGUAGACCUGACAUCACAUUGUGAGUCAUUGGGUGAGUAAUGACGUAUGUAGACCUGACAUCACAUUGUGAGUCAUUGGGUGAGUAAUAACGUAUGUAGACCUGACAUCACAUUGUGAGUCAUUGGGUGAGUAAUAACGUAUGUAGACAUGACAUCACAUUGUGAGUCAUUGGGUGAGUAAUAACGUAUGUAGACCUAACAGACAUGAUCAAUUUUUUUUCUUGGCUGAUGUGACAACAAAUUAAUUGUAUACGUUUAUUUUAUAGUUGCAUGGAACAAUCAAUAUUUAAAAUGAAAUUAAACAGAUAUAAUAUAUAAUGCUUAGAAUAUAACAUAACUCAUUACAAUACAUGACAUAUGUUGGUAAUACAGUUUGUUAUUGUUUAGGUGUAGGAUUUUAGAGGUUACAAUAAUUUUGUAAGUCCAUUGCAGUCAUUGGUCCAUAGGAGGCAUUGUAGCUCAGUCAGCAAGGGUGCCUGCGUAUUCCAAGCUUGCACUAGAUAUUGUACUUCUUUAAUAUCCUUCCAACAGUGAUAUGGUAAAUGAAUCUUAACUACUUUUGAUAUCACAAAUAGCCUUAGUACACUGUAAUACAUGCUACAGCUUGUUGUAUUAGCUAGGCUAUCAAGAUGUUUAUGUGUAGUUUGAAUCAAUACAGGAGAUGGUGAGUUUUUCUGCAGUAAUCCCCACCUGCAUCUUCUUGUAGACUUAUUGAAUGAUCAUGUUCUUUGUGUCAUACUUUUUAAUACUUUCUAUUGUAAAAUAUUUUGAAAUAAUCAAUUUAUAAAUAUUAAUAGUAUCCAUGUGAAUGCCUUCCACUAUCAUUAAAUAUUUGAAGUUCUUUGCCAGCCUAAUUCAAAUCAAACCUGAAAGUUCUAGGUGUGAUUUCAGGCUUAGAAUAUUGUGAAUAGUAGAAGCAAAUGCAUAUUUUGAAACAGACUGAUGUUCUUGCAACAUGAUUAACAAUGUUGUUAGUUUAAAGAGAAGUGCAAUAUUAUCAACAUUAUGAAUGCAAAGUGUUCACUGUAGAAAAAUAUUGAAAACAAGGAGUAUUUAUAAGAACAUUUGUUAAUUUGAUGGUAUAAGAAUAUUUUUGUUAGUUUGAUGAUCAGUGGAGAUUUUGUGCCGUCUGUUUGUCAUUGUCAAUUGUGUGUUAUAAUAUUCAUGGUUAUAAAUGAGUUUGUACAAAUGUGAGUUCACUUAUAUUUUUGUCUCUCUCAUAAAGCUGUAAGUGCAUUAUUGGUUUAAAACAAAAAUAGUAUAAGUCUAUUCUUGGUCUCUAGUAUACUCUUUUAAGAUCCAAUAUCCUGAGAUGCGAUAGGUAUGAUAAGUUCAUCACAAAUACUCUGAAAUGAUGACUUU
Messenger RNA from Lytechinus pictus (painted urchin), 6044 nucleotides. Its product is annotated as echinoderm microtubule-associated protein-like 4. Gene Ontology annotation, cellular component: mitotic spindle. Gene Ontology annotation, molecular function: microtubule binding. The transcript has 27 exons. The record is from RefSeq and is a predicted model, not a curated record. Bases 34 to 4170 code for a protein of 1378 amino acids. NCBI's taxonomy places the organism in Eukaryota, Metazoa, Echinodermata, Echinoidea, Temnopleuroida, Toxopneustidae. Gene Ontology annotation, biological process: microtubule cytoskeleton organization.